This is a messenger RNA of Centropristis striata (black sea bass), 1686 nucleotides long. RefSeq names its product nuclear pore complex-interacting protein family member B13-like. The coding region runs from base 175 to 1686 and encodes 503 amino acids. The transcript is spliced from 5 exons. The record is from RefSeq and is a predicted model, not a curated record. NCBI's taxonomy places the organism in Eukaryota, Metazoa, Chordata, Actinopteri, Perciformes, Serranidae.
ACUAUAUGUUUUGUUGUUUGAACUCAAACAUUGAAUUACUGUAUUCCGGAAAACACUGCAAUCUGGAACAAGAAGAGAAUUCCACCACAGAAUGUAGAAACUAAAGAUAUUUCAACAUACCGACAGCCUGCUGGUGACACAGAGAUUGCAAAAAACUGUCAAACCAAAUUCAGCAUGGAUCUUUGGUCUGACCAGGGCCUAAAAGACACUCAGACAAUGGCAAAUACCCAGGUCCUGGACAGUUUUGUAGCACAUCCAGAGCUCCUACAUGUCCAGAGAGCCUACAGAUUUCAUGUCAGACUAUCUGAAAGAGUGCGUAGCUUUCAAGAGGCAACCAUGAUACCACAGAAGUACUUCUACUGUGUGUAUUUUCUUGCUGGGGAGGUUUCACUGCCUCCAAGUCCUCCACCUGCUGACGAUAUGUGGGACAAGGGGUACAUUAAUGAGAAGAAGUACCCAGAUUUGACAAGCAUCAGGUUUCCUUCUCUGGAUGACAAAGUGGCCCAGCCUCUAAUGGCUUGUGAGGUUCCACUGCCUCCAAGUCCUCCACCUUCUCUGGGUGAUGAAGUUCCUUAUAUGAUGCCUCUCAGCAUCGUGGCUGACAUUCCACUGCCUCCAAGUCCUCCACCUGCUGACGAUGUGUUGGAAAUGGGAUACACUGAUAAAAAGAAGUAUCAAGAUUUGACAACCAUUCCGUUUCCUUCUCUGGAUGAUGAAGUAGCCUGUCUGAUGUCUCAGCGUCUCAGCAUAAAUCCUUGGGAGGUUCCACUUCCUCCAAGUCCUCCACCUUCUCUGGGUGAUGAAGAGCCUUAUCUGAUGCCUCUCAGUGUCAUGGGAGACAUUCCACUGCCUCCAAGUCCUCCACCUGUUGACCAUGUGUUGGAAAUGGGAUACACUGAUAAAAAGAAGUACCAAGAUUUGACAAUCAUGCCGUUUCCUUCUCUGGAUGACAAUGCUGAUGCAAAGUGUCCCAACAUGUUGCUUCAAGAGGUUCCACUGCCUCUAAGUCCUUUAACUAGUCAAGAAAAGAAGUACCCAGAUUUAAGUAACAUCAGGUUUCCUUCUCUGGAUGACAAUGCUGAUCCAAAGUGUCCCAACAUGCUGCCUCAAGAGCUUCCACUGCCUCCAAGUCCUCCACCUUCUCUGAGUGAUGAAGAGCCUUAUCUGAUGCCUCUCAGUGUCAUGGGAGACAUUCCACUGCCUCCAAGUCCUCCACCUGCUCUGUGGGAUGAAGUGCCUCAUCUGAUGCCUGUCAGCGUCCUGGCUGACAUUCCACUGCCUCCAAGUUCUCCACCUGCUGAUGAUGUGACGGACAUUGGGUACAUUGAUGAAAAGUACCCGGAUUUGAAAAACAUUGGGUUUCCCUCUCUGGAUGACAAUGCUGAUGCAAAGUGUCCCAACAUGUUGCUUCAAGAGGUUCCACUGCAUCCAAGUCCUUUAACUAGUCAAGAGAAGAAGUACCCAGAUUUGUGUAACAUCAGGUUUCCUUCUCUGGAUGACGAUGCUGAUCCAAAGUGUCCCAACAUGCUGCCCCAAGAGAUUCCACUGCUUCCAAGUCCAAGUCCAACUACUCAAGAGAAGAAGAACCCAGAUUUAAGUAACAUCAGGUUUCCUUCUCUGGAUGAUGAUGCUGAUCCAAAGUAUCCCACAAAAGCAUCAACUGCCUCCAAAUCCACCACCUGCUGA